CCACCCCCCUCUGUCCCUCUAUAAAUAUAUCUUCAGUCCUCUGUUUCGGCUCCUUGAUUGACUCCAACUUAGAGACUCACAAUGGGGAAGAAGAAGAGCAAGAAUGAGCAGAAGCAGAGCAAGAACGAGAAUAAAGACGACGGAGGAAAGAAGGAAGCCAAACAGAGUAUGACUGUUGUUCUGAAGGUCGAUUUGCAUUGUGAGGGCUGCGCCUCCAAGGUCAUGAGAUCCAUUCGUGGUUUUGAAGGUGUUGAAUCGGUGAAGUGCGACGACGCCGACAAACUGACGGUGAUCGGAAACGUAGAUCCGGCGGAACUCCGAGAGACGGUUGAGCAGAAGAUUCGUAAGAAGGUCCAACUGGUCUCUCCAUUACCGAAGAAAGACAAGGACAAGGAUAACAACAAAGGGAAUGACGGUGGCGGAGAUGACAAUAAGAAGAAAGAUACCAAAGAGAAGCAAAAGGAAAAGCCAGAAGAGAAGAAAUCCAAGGAGCCUCCGGUGACGACGGCGGUGAUGAAGUUGAACUUGCACUGUGAAGGAUGCAUCCAUAAGAUUCACAGAGUACUCAACAAGACCAAAGGAUUUCGUGAGGUGGCAAUAGACCGUCAAAAGGAUCUGGUAACGGUCAAAGGGUCAAUGGACAUGAAGGCUCUGGCUGAAUCACUGAAGAAGCAGCUGAAGAAAGACGUUCAGAUUGUUCCACCUAAGAAGGAAGGCGAGAAGAAGGAAAAAGGUGGCGGUGGAGGCGGUGGUGACAAGGAGAAGGGUGGCGGAGAGGGAAAAAGCAGGGGUGAUGGUGCUGGAGAUGCUGUUGAAAAGUUGGAGAACAAGUUUCAGUAUCAAUUUGAGCCCCAACCCCAAUACCCAUAUGCAUUUGGGCCAGGUCAUGGGGAUCACUUCCAUGCACCGCAGAUGUUCAGUGACGAGAAUCCAAAUGCUUGCACCAUCAUGUGAAAGAUGGGUUUGGGGGGCUAAGAAGCUUAUUUCUGGAAUUAUAGUUAAUAGGUGAAAGAGAAAUGUAAAUACGCCUCCAAUUUCUAGAUGGUCAAGGCUCAAAAUUCAAAGUCAUGGAUUUAUUUUCUACUAAAUUUUGGAAUUACUAUGAAGUAUUCGGUCCAUUAAUAAGGUGUAGAACUAUCCUGGCGAUUUGAUGAUGUUAUGAAUAAGUAUAUACAAAUAGUAUUGCUCUAAAAAUUUUGUUACUGAACUUUUUCUCAUAACUGUGCUGCUCAUCAAGUCUGGUGUCUCUGUUUCUUAACUUGAUUCGGGUUUUGUUCCUUUGGGAAUAAUAUAGUAGGAAUGCCAAUUUUGGUGCUUUGGCAACGGAAAUUCUAACAAUUUUCAAAUGCCUGUGAUAGUCAUGGAGUGAAAUGUUAAGUUGCUCUGGAUCUUUUGAGCAUUUCAGGAAAACCCC
Ilex paraguariensis (yerba mate) is the source of this 1414-nucleotide messenger RNA. NCBI's taxonomy places the organism in Eukaryota, Viridiplantae, Streptophyta, Magnoliopsida, Aquifoliales, Aquifoliaceae. The record is from the annotation of a GenBank genome assembly.